AUGACUGAAAGAAUGAAAUCAUAAAUACUGCUAUUGGGGUUAAACUCUACUCUUAGACUAAAUUUGUAGGCUUAGAUCAAUAUUCUUUAAGCAAAGUCAGAUGUUCAAGCAAAUAAAAAAGAUCACAUAUUUGAUUUAGCUGAAAUGUACAUGGAGAUUUUCAAUUGUUUUAUAACUUUAGUUAGCAGGAGUUUGACAUAAAAAUUAUUAAAUGCUGUACUUUGUGUGAUCUUAAAGAGCCUUGGAAGUUUUAUUAACAAAAUAAGUUUAAGCAAUGAAGUACCAAUAAGAACAAUGAGUUUGAAAGAUCAAAUAAGUAACAUUAGAGAUUACAUUCCUGUUGAUUUGUAACAAUAAACUUAAAUGAAAAUAACUGAAUUGGUUGGAGAAAUUGCUUCUUAUAGCAGAGAUUUUAAUAAUGAUGUUAAAUUCAUGAUCUAAAAAAAGAUGGAUUAGUACUUCACUAAAUGUGACAAUAAUCUUAGAAAUAUUUUACUGUCUAAACUAAAUGGCUCGCAAUCAGGUGUUUCACUAGAUUCAAAUUCUUUAUAAAAUAGCGCCAAGUCCACUCCUAUAGGUGGAAAGAUAAUGAUGAGUGAUUAAAAAGUAAAAGACAUGUUUCAUAUAGGUCCUAAGAAGCGUAACUAAACUCAAAGAUCAUAGAGAUUAAGACAGUAAGCCAUAGAAAAUGAGUUAACUACAACUACUCCAUCUGAGAAUUUAAAUGAUGACAGAGAUUAUAGUCCAAAUGAUGUAAAUAUGACAAUGAUUAAAAGCGAUAACGAAGCAUUAUCUACACCGGAGCCUCUGCCAGUUAAUCAAUUCAACGAAGAGUAAGAGUAAGACCCUGAAUCAUAAUAGAAAAUGAAAAGGCAAAAAAAUGAUGACAGUAGAGAGACAUUUAAGUAGAAGUCAAACAAUGAUCUAUUUGGAAAUUUAGGAGAAGUAAAUGAAAAAGUUGCGAAAAACUAAGAUAAAAAUGUGCCAAUGGUAGAUCACGAAGAAAAUUCAGAAUUUUCUUUCAACGGGUAAAUGAAUUAAACCUCAAGUAAAUCGAAUAAGGACCUAGGCAAGAAAUCAGACGAGGAAGGUGUUAUAAUUAAAGUAGAUAUUGAGAAAGAGGAAAAGUUAAGAUAAUUUAUGAACUUAGAUGGAGGUAACGAUUCAAUUCAAUUCAGAGAGGAUUGUAGCAGUUUCUAAUAUUCCAACUUUAUGACGUAAUAAGUAAGCUAAAUGGAAAACAGAGUUUUAUACCAGAAAAUGGUUCAAAACCAUCAAAGGGGUAACAGAAGACAUCAUAGAUUACAGCUAGCAUCUUCUUAAACUACUAGCACCUUUAAUCCUAACAGAAAUUCAAACUAUAACUCUAGAACUAACUCAAUUAGAGGCACUCCAAUUAGCACUCCUAAGUAAACUCCAACAAAAAGAAGAAAUAAUAUGGAUAAUUACUACUAACCCUCAAACAAUUCUGAACUUCAAAGUUACUAACCAUCCACAAAUUUAGGAAGAUUAACUUCUCCACAUCAAGCAAGAAGAUAGAACAACUAGACUAGAAACACUGAAAUGAUUUAAUAAUAAAGACCAAUAUAGUAAUCUCCCAAUAGUAGAGCUUAAUCUAACAGUUUUAUGAUGCCAUCUGCACCUCCCCAAAGAAGAGUUUAACCAAUCUAGAAUGUAUAGGAAGAGAAGAAAUAUACCUCUGUCGAAGAUCUAUUUUGA
Messenger RNA from Stylonychia lemnae, 1719 nucleotides. Lineage: Eukaryota; Ciliophora; Spirotrichea; Sporadotrichida; Oxytrichidae. The record is from the annotation of a GenBank genome assembly.